Molecule: messenger RNA, 614 nt
Organism: Aaosphaeria arxii CBS 175.79
Lineage: Eukaryota; Fungi; Ascomycota; Dothideomycetes; Pleosporales
Product: 60s acidic ribosomal protein
Exons: 2
Coding region: 178-516 (112 amino acids)
Biological process (GO): cytoplasmic translation
Cellular component (GO): cytosolic large ribosomal subunit
Molecular function (GO): protein kinase activator activity; ribonucleoprotein complex binding; structural constituent of ribosome
Source: RefSeq, a predicted model, not a curated record
CACAGCGUAGAUGUCCGAAUUCAAUGGCUUCGGAGAAUAUCAUGGCGGUUGACAAAAUUGUAUAUCAAGUCGUCUGUCCAAUGCGUCUGCUCGAGUUCAUCGCAGCAAGAGCAAAGUGCGACGACUACAACACCAUCAACAGACCAUAUUUUACCCGAGAACACUAAGAAGGUUGCAAUGUCUUCAUCGCGCGCUGAAACCGCUGUCUCGUACGCAUCACUCAUUCUUGCCGACGCGGACAUCGCCAUUACAGCCGAAAAGUUGCAGAUAAUCCUCGAAGCAGCCGGUAUCGACGACAUCGAACCCAUCUGGACUGCUCUAUUUGCGAAAGCACUCGAGGCGAAGGACGUCAAGGCCAUCUUGACGACUAUCGCUUCGUCGGAGAACGUCAGAGGGCCCAAUGUCGAGAAGUCUCAGGACGAUAGGGAGGGUGAAGAGGGAAGCAAGGACGAUGAAGAACAAGGGAUUGAAGAUGAACCUAGUGACGAUGAUAUCGGGUUGUCUCUGUUCGACUGAGCGGAUGGUAUGUAGAGCGAGAUUUGUCGAUGCGAUUAGAUUGAGCCAAACAAUUAUGAAACCCAAUUCAUUGACCAAAACAUUUACGAGGUAUAGAC